CAGUAUGUGCAACGUUUGGACAAUAUCGCACAUAUACAUAUAUUUAAGUAAAGAUCUAUUGUACAUACAAGUCACACGAUGGCAUACGUGGAAAGGAACACGUUCGCUCCUGCGGUCGUCAAACAUAUUUACACUCUCGGCUUCCUAUUCGCAACAGUUCACGGAUCGAAUGCGAACAAUCCAUGUACGGAUGCAUCGACACCACAGCUUGGGUCUCUUCGCCAAAGGCUUGUUGGAUAUAAAUUGGCACAAGGUGAGGACGCUAUCUGCGACACCUAUAUAGAUGAGGGCUGGUAUCUUCUCGAUGGCGUCGUCUUAGCUUCAACAAACCAACGCUGCGGUACAUUAAAAAAUUGGUAUCGUAACACUAACAUCAGUCUACCGGAUAAGUUGAACGUUGAAACUGACAUCGAACUGUGUAGAAAUGGUCCUGGCGGAGAUUGUGACGUUCGAAUGCACUCAUCGGUUAUCAAAUGCGCUGAUGAUAAGUAUGCAUUUCGUCUAAUACCGAUGGCUGGUUGCAUUGAAGCAUACUGUUUAGAACGAAUUUCGAAUGGACCUAUGCCAACUGGACAGCCUCCUGACAUCACUAGCAUUAAGCCGGUAAUAAAUGUAGCAGUCAACCGCGUGAAAGAUGAAAAUGAGCUACAGUUCUACUGUGACUUUAACCCGACUGCAAACACAAAAUUCCAUUACAAGGUUUCAUGGACAAUUUCUCAAAGUUCCCUAUCAAGCCACGAACUGCAUCGCUCGGAACCAGUGAGAUAUCUAAGCCAAGAAGACUUCCGGGGGAAGACCAUGAUGACUGAAAAACACCUCAAAGCACCCACGUAUUUUGGUUUGGGAGUAACAAUUGCCUGCUCUAUUACGGCCAGCGAAGAAUUGGAAACCCCGGAAAGCAAUCCUGUGAUAAGUGAAGAGAAGUUCUGUGGAAUUAAGGCUUUAAACAGCUCAAACUUCGUACAUAUUUCAAACGACAGAGGCGCUGAUAUAUAUUUUGAACUAACAAUUCCGUUUGGGUGUGAAAAGGGCUUUGAAAAUCAGAAUUCGUUAUGCUACUUGGAUGUCACCCUUUUUAUUCCGAAUUCUGAUACAAAUUGCAAUAUCCCAGAUAUUGUGCAGCGCAAAGGUACCAGAAAUUCGUGUGGCAUUAGAUUCCAUAUAAAUGAUGUUGGGAAACCGCAAAAGCUUCACAUUCAGCCAAAGUACCCAAAACUAACGGCAAAUUUAAAUAAUCCCAUGACACUGAUUCUAGCCACUUCCAAGUAUGAAACUCACCAACUGUUCAGUGACUAUGCAGUAGAUACGAUGCAGGUCACAGUUUCAACUGAACAAAACAUCCUUAAUAACAAAUAUUGCUACGCUGUAUGCGACCCGCAUAUGCUGACAUUCGACGGACUUACGUAUGAAAACCAGAUGGCAGGGAUCUUUGAUUUGUACAUUAACACCGAUUAUAAUCAGAAGGUACAAAUACAAACAAAACCCUGUAACAACAAUGGACAAACACCGUUCUGUGUUUGUGGAGUUGCAGUCCAAGCCGGAAGUGACGUUUUUGCUUUAAGUACUUGUUUAAACACCAUUCUUGACGUCAGGUUUGUACGGUGCGAUGACAGGAUUCUAAGAGAAAAGGUAGAGAAAGUAUCAGAGACGUUGUACAGAGUUUCAUUGCCUAGCGGAACAUAUGUGGAAAUAAUUUUGGGCAUAAUGGGACACAAUAUGAACGUCUACGUGUACCCUUCAGUGGCUGACUUUAUGAAAACCUCUGGCUUGUGCGGCUCGUUUGAUGGAACGACUACCAACGAUCGUCUCAACAGGCCCGGUUUUAACGAUCCAGACCCAAACAAAAGCUGGAUGGUGAAUACCGUUGACGAUUUGUUUAACGAACAUGUCGCUUUGAGGCAUUGGGAAGAUCACUAUCGUUUUUGUACAUGCAAUGAACGCUCAACCAGCCCAACGAACAUUGCAACGUGCGACGUGGAUAUCAAGAAAACCUGCACUGCCAAACCACAUUUUGCGGACAGAUGUGUACACUCCUCUCACAGAAAAAGGCGAUCUAAAUUUGGAGAAUAUAGACCGACAGACGAGGGUGAUUUUCAUAAAACUGUCAAUGUUGCGUUUGUGUCAAAAUACCGUGGCGCUAUUAACCAUCGGAAGGAGCGGUCAUUAAAAACAUACACGGAUGAAACUGCGAGGAGUGAUUGCAUGCAACUUCUAAACACCACUGCGUUUCAAAAAUGUUCAAGUAUUCAAGGUCUUGACUUCUCAUCAAUCAUUAAUGAUUGCGUCCUCGACGCUAAGAUAACAGGAACUAUGGACUGGACAAUGUCACACUUGGAAACAAUAAAAUCCUCAUGCAUGCAACAAAUCGAUAUUCAAAAGAUGCCGCCGAAGGAAGAUUUAGAUGGAAUGACUAUCACUAUCAACGGAACAUCGUAUUCCAACAUUUCUGUUGACAACGCAUCUCUUUCGCUAUCAUCCGUAAUAACUCAAGAUAUGUUUGAGGACAUCCGCAUGGUGUCAUGCCUAAGGGAGUGCAGCGGACAAGGAGACUGUACCAAUGGUUCUUGUAUCUGUAAGAAAGGCCAUAGUGGGGAGGAUUGCUCAAUAGACUCAACAAGGCCCCCAGAAAUGAAAGGAAUUCCGGAUGAUGGUUUUUGCGACUUGCAGGAACGAGUUUGCAAGAAAACGUCUGUUUUUGGAAACAAUCUUGCAUUCGAUAAUCAGGUCAAAUGCAAAAUUAAGCCUUUAGAGAUACACGUAACGCAUGAAAUUGUGACUAAAGAAGACUAUCGCGUGAUAGGUGUACCUCAGACUUACAUGGAGGUUUCAUGUCAGCUUGCACAAAGAAAGAAACGAUCCGUGGAUGCUGAAAUUGACGACAUUAUGGCGAGAGUUUACAAUAUUUCAUUGAGUAACAACGGUGUCAACUUUAGCGAAAAAGACACAUUGCUUGUGUACGACUCAGCCUGCGUAAACUGUAACAAGACAGAAGAUACAUUUACAUGCAAAAAACUGACCGGUUUCUGUGUCAACGACGGAAAGUGCCAUAGAAUUGGUUAUACGAUUGGUUGUUAUGUUUGUGCUGUCCUUGGCAAUGGGUCCGCAGAAUGGCAACCAGGUCCAGGCUGCACCACUACAUCGUAUGCCUCGAAGAAUAAUGGAACUCGAAACGGCUUGACCAGCAAUACGAUUGGACAAGGUUUGACAAAAAGCAUGACUCAAAAUGGCUUGAAGGGCAAUACGAUUGGAGAUGGUUUGACCAAAAGCACGACUCGAGACGGCUUGACCAGCAAAACGUUUGGAGAUGGUUUGACAAAAAGCAUGACUCAAGACGGCUUGACGGCUCGUCCGAUUACGAAAUCCAAUGGAGACCGGUUAAUGGCUCAUACCAUUGUAUAUGUGCUUGUUGUACUGUUGUGUUGACUACUUUUAUUUUGUUGACAAUACUUGAGUAUUGAAUCAACUUUUUUUUUAAAGAUUGUCUUUGUCGGUUCCUUUUUGUAAAUGAAACAAUUACCUGUUUUGCCAUCAAACUUUUCGUUUCGGACAUUGUGGUCUAUACAUAAUGCCAUAUCAUAAAUUCAUGGAUUAAAGAUUGUAGUAUAUAAUUUGCUUGUGUAAUCAAUUAUAUUUUAAGCAUGAACUUAACUUCAACUCCGACGAUUAUUGUUCUUACGUGACUUUGACAGUUUGUACAGAAAGUACAUUAUGCCUCGAUUGAAAAAACGGCUUGUGAACGUACACCUUUGUAUACUUUUUGCUUUACACAUACCUUAUAAUGCUUUGCAUAUUCAUCUAUUUGAAUUAUUCAAAGAAAAUACCGCUAAAAUUAUUUAAUCGGCUAGAUAUUGUUUCAACCAAGAAUCAGUUGUAUUGUCUGUAUAACAUUAAAUUUAUUGUGUAACAUGACUCAUAUAUACUGCACAUUAGCGCUGCUGUAAUCCUGCAAUUUCAGUCAUAGGACUAUUUAUAGCAUUCAAAUCUUGAAAUUGGAAUAGCCAAUCAGAAUUCACGGCUCAAUGAUUCCCUAUUUUCAAGAUGGCAAGUUGACAAUAUCAACACAAUCGAUUAUUUAUUAUUAUUACAGAUGAUGAAGAUUUGAAGAAAAGGCAAAACAUAUAAGCACCAAAGUUGCAUAAUAAACUGAGAUUAACGUAAUUAAUAUGACAGACUAUAUAUCUUGUUCGCUUAAAUUAACACAAAUGUUUAUAUAAAAGGAAUUGUUAAAACUAGCCAUUUGAAUAAAUGAACAACGGGGUUGUCAGAGAGGCUCAUCAUGGACAACACUUUCCGUUUUUUUUUUGUUUAAAAAAAAAAAAGUCUCUUCUAAACAAAAAGUCCAUUAUAGGCGGAGAGUGUAUUCCUGAAAAUCAUGUGCGUAUUGCACAUGCUUAUCUGGAAUGACACUUUAAGCACAUGCAAUAAACCCCGUUCUCCCAGCUCAAUUUAAUCCAUAGAACAAAACAUAAGUGCUUGUGAAAUAGAUCUUUAUUACAGUUUGAACUAAUCUGUUUUGUAAGAAGUACUUUAUUAUGUGCAUGUUCGAAUUGUAUAGUUUGCAUAACAUUAUAUUUAUUGUGAUAUAUGACUCAUAUUUACUUCACAAAAUCGCUGUUUGAAUCUUGAUAUGGAUUUAAUAAAAAAUGUCUUAUG
Messenger RNA from Dreissena polymorpha, 4653 nucleotides. Its product is annotated as von Willebrand factor D and EGF domain-containing protein-like. The record is from RefSeq and is a predicted model, not a curated record. The coding region runs from base 79 to 3423 and encodes 1114 amino acids. The transcript has 18 exons. Lineage: Eukaryota; Metazoa; Mollusca; Bivalvia; Myida; Dreissenidae.